This is a messenger RNA of Thermothielavioides terrestris NRRL 8126, 6273 nucleotides long. RefSeq lists its product as uncharacterized. The record is from RefSeq and is a predicted model, not a curated record. NCBI's taxonomy places the organism in Eukaryota, Fungi, Ascomycota, Sordariomycetes, Sordariales, Chaetomiaceae. The transcript is spliced from 6 exons. Bases 1 to 6273 code for a protein of 2090 amino acids.
AUGGCGGUCGAGGGCGCCACGCAGGCCCUCAUCGCGGCCUUUUUUUUCGGAAUUGUGUUGAACGCGGCAUCCGCGUCUCUCGUUCUCUUUCUCGGGGGCUAUGGACUCACCGCGUUACUCAGGGACAGCCAGAGGCUGGUCCUCGUUCUCUUUCUUAUCAGCGCAGCCCUGUGGGCUCUGACCGACUUUAUAACGAUUCUUCUCGACAUUACCACUUCGUCGACCCCAUGCCAGGUUGGCAUUGUCUUUUCUACCACAUUCGACCAGUUUGCGAGGUUUUCGAUCGAACAGUUCCUCCUCUGGGCCUUGAACACUAGCAAUGGGGCGAAGCUUCCCGUCUUGCAGCUCGUCGCCCAGGGUCUGGUCCUGGCAAGGUUUCUCGCUGGCGCUGUCUUCAUCGGCUUCGCCCGUCCUCAGACGGAUACUUUCUGUGUGGCCACGACCUCCGAGCUUCCUGUUGGAAUCCUUGUUACUGCCAUUGACGGAGCCAUCGCUUUGCUCCUCAUUAUCCGCGCCUGCUCGGCCGGAUGGAUCGCCAGGGCAAACCGCGAGAGCAAGAGGACUGGUCCAGACCAAGCGAGGGCCCUCGUGUCCGUCUUGUCGGGUCUGGUAUUCUGGACAGGAACCAGCGUACCACUUCUUCUGGGCAUCAGCACCCUACCGCUGGCGACCCGGACAGCGCUUCCAGCCGGUGGCUUGCUAGUUGUGAUUGUCUCCGUGGCGAGCCGAGCUGACAGCUUGCUCAUCUCUCGAGCCGCGGGGUCCCGGCCGCCAGAGGCACCGUCACCUAGACGCAUUAACAUUAGUCGCGACAUCUCGACAUCUGACACCGACUAUCCUCCCAGUCGUUACGAAGACCUAAAGGAAGCUGCCAUUCGAUCUUCAACCACCUUUGUCAACCCUAGAGCCCCGCCUAGAGUGAAAGACGAGACAGAUGUCGGACUGCCCAUGGGGUUGGACUCUGGACUUCGAGGCGAGCCAAUCCCACCGCUCCCGACUGCUACCGCUGCCAUUUCUGGGCUCUUGCGAAAGAAGAGCCUGCUGAACUCCGGGAAGCAAAGGUUGCCUAUCAGCCAUCCCAUUCUCCAAGAACAUGAUGGCCAAACCCCCCUAAGCAGGAUAGCAGUCAUGGAUCUGGAACAGGCUGCGGUGGCAGAUAGGGAGAGGAGGGCGAGGCUCCAGGAAGACGAAGCUGUGACUGUCAGCCGCUCCGUUGCGCAGUCAAGGGGCAUGGCCCCCGAGGAUGUCAUGAAGCGCGCUGUCAGCCUCAAGCGAAAAGAGGUAGCUUCCGGGCGGGAGAGCGUCUUUCCGGGUGCUCUCCAGCCUGAAAGCGUGACUGUUGCAUCGACUACAUCGCUGCAGCUGUCUCCAGGCGGAGACGACACCCGGCGGAGAUCGCCUCGGCCGUCGCUCCAGGAAGAUUCGAUGCAGCUGCGGCCAGCGUCGCCCCCCGUGCAGGCACCGGAACCUGUGAAGGCACCAUCCGAUUCGCCGCAAACCCGACCGUUGACCGUGCUGCAGCCUCUUCUCAGAACUGACAUUCGGCCGUCGCGGAUGCUACCCCCGUCUCCGAAGGCGCCGCCUCCGGAACCGACAAAGACGCCUCUUCAGAGGCGUCCAACCAUUGGCCUUCCCACCAACCCAAGGGCGAGGGGCCUCAAGAUCGCCGAUGAAUCUGGCUCGCAACACCGAACCAUCCUGUUUUUGAACAACAUCGAGUAUAACGACCCGCUCACCGUUGAGGCCAUCAUCAAGGGUGCUGGUAACAACGUCCCGAAGCCUCGUCCCGUUGCCGAGACCCUCGACAGGACGACUUCUGUCAUCAACCGCCCGCGCCCUGUCCCGCGGAAGCCCGCUGAGUCGCCAGCCCAGGCUAGCCCAUCCCCUGGUCACAGGCGCAGCAAGUCUGGCGGCUCCUUGGUGGGCAGGAAGUCUCUCAUCGCGCAAUCUCCGGGGAGCCCGACUCAGCUUCCACCCCUCCCGUCGCUGCCUCGGAGUGCGACCGUUUCAUCCCGGCCACAGCCCAACGAUACCAAGAGCAUGACGUUUGAUGAGAAGCUCAAGUUCUUCUUUCCAAGUCCGCCAAGUGCAAGCGCGCCGAAGCGAAGAUCAUCCGUUCCCGAGGUCCCCCGAAUCCCCUUGUCGUACCUGGAUGCGGAUUCCUCUCCGAGCGAAGUGCCCGACAAGCAAGGUUCAGACCGGACAACAAAAGCGUCGAUGCGAACCGAAAGCUCGUUUGAAGUGAACGAGAUCCCGCGCCCACUUGAGAAAGCCUCGGUAAGCACCGCAAACGGAGCCUUAAGCCCGUGGCUUCGUGGCCGUGGCGGUGAGGAAGAUGAUGGCAGGCCAAAGAACAGACCAUCUGCGACGCAAUCAGGUGGGAAACGUGGUUCGUCCCCUAUCAUUCCAGAGGUCGCGGUGCGUGCGUCCGCCUGGACCGAGACGACCUACGACAGAUCUGAGGAGGAUACGAGCAACUGGAGUGCAAUCGCUUCUCCGGAGCUUGCGGUUGGUAUUCCGGUUGUACAGAAGGGCCUUCCGGCGGCCAUCCAAUUGCGCACGCGACAGGACGCCAGGGGCUCGGAGCUUUUUUCCCUGGCCGACAGUCGCAGCAGUGACAUCCUGCCAAUCAUGCUUGAAGCCCCUACCGUCGAGCGUACUGAGGCCCAGGGGUCGUUGCAUCCGGAAACCGAGCCAGCCGCCACGCCGGAACGCGCGACUUGGCAUCGGCGCGUGGGCGAUGAGUGCCCGACCUUCUCGGACAGAAAGGAGAAGGCACGCUCCAGGAAGAUGGCUCCUCCGGCACCGCUGGCGUUGAACGGUCCCGCCACCAAGACGACCGUCGCUAUCCAGGUAGAGCCAUCUCCGCUUGAGUCGCCAGCGCAGGCACUACAACAGAUCCGGGCGCAGUUGAGGAAACUCGAGCAGUUCGAGCAGGCUUCCCCUCAGAGCGCGUCACGGCGCCAAGCACUGCUCGAGGAUCUUGAACGUGAGAUGGGCCAGCAAGCGGAGCAUUGGCAGGAGAUCAAACAUGACAUCGGCCGUGACUCCAUGUCAAGCAUGCAGACCGCAUCGCGGCGCGAGUCCACGGCCAGUACCGUCAACCUGUCCGUCAGCGAAUCGUCUCACCGGCAGAGCAUCGGAGCUGAACGCAGAGCCUCGCGCAUUUCUCGGAUGCGGGACAACGCCCAGCCGAAGGUUCCUGGCGCAUCAGUACGGAACUCGGCGAGCCCGCAGCUGAGCACGUGGCAAAAGCGACUGACGGAAGCUCAAAUGGAUUACAUGGACGCCCAGCGCUUGCGUGGGAGCACCGUCAACUUCAUGCAGUUGACGAGGGCAAAGCUCGCCAGCCCAACCCCUCCCGACUCGGACGACUCCGAUCAAUCUGACCCUGAAAUGCCGCCCCUUCAGAGUGUUCAACGCAUUGAGCCAGUCGCCAAGCAGUCGCCAAUCGCUCAAUCCAAGACCGUCCUUCUAUGGGCCCCGAAGCCCAAGGAGCCGGCUGCUCGAUCGCAGCUGCUGUGGUCACCCCCCUCGAAGCCUGUCUUGGAGCCCGAGCCUCCUCUUCCUGGGCUCUCGGUCCGGCCCAGCCCAAGGAAGGAGUGGGCGCCUCUUCAAAUUGAGAGCUCGCACCUUUGGCGUAAGCCACACAACACUGCCCACCGCCCUGCAGAGGGCCUUUGGCGCCCAGUCUGGGCUUCGUCAGCGCCGCCUGCUCAACCAGUGACGAGGGCAACCUCCAAGUCGACGACCCCGUCGCCACGACCACCACGGCCGGUCACGCAACGACCUCCGCGGCGAAACAAGCGGGUGACGCUGCUCCCGGAUAUUCUGGAGAGCCCAGAGCCCCUCCCGGAUAAGCGGGGAACCCUGGGCAUCUUUCAAUUCCCCUGGGGCGAGAAGUCAGACACGGCGUCUAUCCAACCGCGCCCGAGCAUGUACAUGGCCAUGCCGGGUACCAUGGCCUCCGGCGGCCCCUCUCUCGGUGCGUCCUCCAGGCAGACGGAGCCCACUGAGUACUCGUCUUCGUUCUUUGAUGACUAUGACGACGAAAACGACGAUGCAGAAACGGACUCCGACGGGGACGACAGCGAUGACGGCUUUGACGAGACAACGCUCUGGGAGAUUGCCAGCCUCCUGAAGACAGAUACAGUGCCUUCCAGGGACAGCCUGCUGCCGCCGCCUUCCGAGUCGGUCGUAGAUGAUUACAUCGACGAGCUCGCCUCGGAUAACCAGGCACAGUCCCCUCGGCAGCAGUCGAUCAUCAUCGGCCUGGCUGAACCUCAAGAGCUGCUCCGUGAACAGCAGCGCGACUCGGCAACCAUCGAGAGCUCGACUUUGUUGAUGCUUGAGGAUACUCCGGAGUCCAAGACGCCGUCAUCCAAGCCGGCUGCCAGAACUGGCUUACCGGCAAACCCGAAGGCAGCUUUGAACGCUCAGGGUAUCCGCACUGCCAAGCCUGCCGUUGCCGACGCGCCCCCAAGACCCGGGAUGUCUCAGAUGCCAGCCCGCACCGUUGAGGUCCAGGGAGCCGAGACCACUCACCAGCAAGGAUUAUCCGGCCUGUGGAAUCCACCUCUCCGAGCAGAUCAGUCUUCUCCCCGACGAGGCUUGUUUGUGCCCGGAUCCCGCCGAUCGGACUACCGUGGCACGUCCGAGGAACCGGCUGCCAAAGACAUCAGCCGGAAACCUCGCGCCGCUGAGCAGAAGCCCUUGGACAUCUUGACGUCGACGCAACUCUGGACGCUUGGGCAUAGCAAGCUGAGUGAGCAAAACUGGUUACUAGGAACGUCAAAGACCAGAAAAGAAGGCGGCCGUGGGAUUUCUGUGCGCCGUCACCAGCGGCCUCAUGCAAGCCUUGAGGACUGGAAGUCAGCGUUGAACGAGGCAAUCACCGCCAGUUACCCGCGCACCAAAGAUCACGCCCGAAUUACUGCUAGUCCUGCCGAAUGGAAGGCGGCGCUUCAGGAGGCCAUUACUCUUUCUGCUCGGUCAUCGCGGCCGCGGCCAGCGGUGGAUCCUGCUGUGCGGCACCCCGUUUUCGCCGCCUCGUCUCUCAUCACUCGGUCCGAGUGGUUCCACCCGGCCGCGACGGGGUACACUUACAACGUGGCCGCCGUGCACCCGGUUUUCUUCGGCUCGCUAGCCAUCACCUGUCCCGAAGAGGCCGUGCACCCGGCCAUCUCGGCCUACGCAGCCAAGAAACUCCGCCGCCAGCGCUCCCGGCAGCGCACUCUUGAGCGGUCUGACUCCCGCAGCCGGAGCAGCAGCCGGGGCCGGCGCAAGGAGGAGACCCACGCACUUGAGAAGCAACAGCAGGGCGGCAGCCAAUCGUACGUGUCGAGCGACAUGCCCCCGCCGGUUCCGGCGGAGAUCUCCCGCCGCGACCCCAUCCAAGCGCAGAUCGAGGCGCUCGAGCAGGAGAGACUGUUCGUGGAGCGCGCCGCAAAGGCGGAGUACCGUCGCCGGACGAGCAUGGCCGCGCCCACCCCCAUAGGCGGCGAGCACAGCGCCCAGGAGUUUCAUCAACUCGAGGCCGAGGUCAUGCCGGCCGCGGCGGCGACGGUGCAGGACCUGCAGCGGCACCUGAGCCAGCAGAUUCGGCAGUCCCUUGUUUUCUCCGCCGCGGCGAAGCCGGUCCCUGUCCCUGCUCCCGAGUCCGUGUCCGAGUCGAGUCCCGAACCCAGCGCAAAGGCCCCGAGCACCGCCUCUAGCCCCUCCCACCGCUCCUCCGGGCGCCGUCCUCAACCAAGCGCUUCACAAUCGCCCGUCCACGAUGACGAAGGCCCGAAGGACGCACCGCGCCUAUGGACCCCUCCUCCUCCUCCCAGCAGCCGUUCCGUCCCCGCAGGCCCCUCUUCAACAACGGGCCUGUGGACGACGGCAAACCGUCGCGACCAUUCGGCGUCCCCGGACGCCUGGGCAGAGGAAGACGGCGAGGCGGUGGCGCAGCGCCGGCGGCGGCGGCGGGUGGUGCAGAAGCGGCGGCGGCGGGCGGAGAUCCGGGCGCAGAUCGCGGCGGUCGAGCAGGGGCUGAACCCGUUUGUGGAUUUCGCGGGCAUGGCGCUGUGGAGUGGCGGGCCCGGGCAGGGGCGGGAGAGGGAGAAGAGCAGAGGGAGAUGUAUUGCUCCCGAAUUCCUGCUGCUGCCUUUCGUCAACGUUGAUUCCGAGAUCCGGCCGGGCCAAACCGAGUCCGCCCUGGCCGGGGCCUGCCUCCCGUGUGGGUCCAGACACCUGCCCACCGUCACCGAGGUGUCAGGCCCGUUUGUGUGA